This is a messenger RNA of Octopus bimaculoides (California two-spot octopus), 1275 nucleotides long. Its product is annotated as PACRG-like protein. Lineage: Eukaryota; Metazoa; Mollusca; Cephalopoda; Octopoda; Octopodidae. The record is from RefSeq and is a predicted model, not a curated record.
AUAUUAGCAGGGGAAAGAAUUCGUCGAUCACCGUUACCAAGGAUCUGUGGGACACAAAAUGGUUGAAGAUGACAGUUGGGCGUUUAUAGUGUGUUAAUGAUGCAUAACAAGACCAGUUGCAAAGUGAUUGUUGAAAGAAUUAACUGUAAAUUUCCCUUCAUAAGUGUUCACACCUCCAACCAAAGUGAAACUAACAGGGACCAUUCAGGGGCAGCAAAAUUAAGCUAUGCUCCCCAACCAGAUGAAAUCUCAGACCCACAGAGGAAUCCCUGCUCGUCCAAAGACUAGUGUGACUGAGAGUAAUAAAACAGCAAACCACUCCAAGUCUAAUGUUGGCAGAGUUCAUUCAGCACCAGUGUGUGAAGCGCGUUCAAUGUUAAGAGGAGAUAAUGACAAACCACCAAUACAAACAUCAACUGUGGCAAAAUUCAACAAGCCAUCUGCCAGACUCAACCCAAAAACUAUUGAUCCAUUCAAUACAUCUACCAAGAAUCAAUCAGUUUUUUCUACAGUUUACAUUAAUGGUGGCAUUCCCUGUUGUUUGGUGCAUGGUUCAGUGAAGCAUAAACUCUCGUGGUCAACUCCACCAGAAUCAGUUCCAUUUGAUCCAGUCCUGGUUACACUUGCUGAGGGUCUUAGAGAAACUGUACACCCUUACAGAUUUGUUGCCAAACAAGGGUUCAAGGAGCUGCUAGACGUACCCGAAGCAGAUCAGAAAUGUAUCGCUGUUCUACCAAAGUUAAUACAACCUCUCCGGGCUGCUCUAACUCAUCGUGACGAUAAUGUAUUUGAGAACGGACUAGAAGCACUCAGCCAGAUUAGUGCCACAACUAAAGAUGCCCUUAAUAUUCACCUGAAAUCAUUUCUGCUUGCUUUGGCCAAACGCCGGAUGGAGAAGAAGUACAGAGAUAAAGUAACUGAAGUGCUGGAGGAUCUGGAACAGAAUGGUGGCACUGAAACGCUGGUAAUUAUAAAAUCCAAGAUCCCUACAUACAGCUCCAUUAACAGAUGAAAGACCAGGUGAAGGGAUAUAUCUGGUGGAUAUCUGUCAGUCAUGUGACCUGCUUCAGUGUGAAAUGUGAAAAAGUAAAGCAAAGGGGAGGAAAAGAAGAUGUGGAGGAGAGAGACUACUACUUAUUUCAGUCUUUAAAGCCUGUUCUUUACUUCUUUCCAACCAAAUUAUACAACUAUGAUGUCAACAAGCCUUCAUAUCAGCUAUUUUGUCACAUUUAAGUAUCUAUUUCUGAUAAUUGUAUAAAAACCACCCAAUGCAUC